This is a messenger RNA of Meloidogyne enterolobii, 149 nucleotides long. The record is from the annotation of a GenBank genome assembly. NCBI's taxonomy places the organism in Eukaryota, Metazoa, Nematoda, Chromadorea, Rhabditida, Meloidogynidae.
GGCUCGUGAUGUUAAAUGUUUUAUUUAUUUGUUUGAUGGUUGUCGGAACAAUAGCUAACGAUGAUAAAACAAAGAAGCAAAUUACGACCAUAAAAAUUGAUAGUGCCGCAGCUAAAAGUAGACCGGGUACGUUAUUAAUGUUAGCUUAG